Messenger RNA from Fusarium venenatum, 1503 nucleotides. RefSeq names its product Alpha/Beta hydrolase protein. Lineage: Eukaryota; Fungi; Ascomycota; Sordariomycetes; Hypocreales; Nectriaceae. The record is from RefSeq and is a predicted model, not a curated record.
AUGACGUCCUCAAUUUUCCUCUCAAUAUUUCUUCUUCUACUUGUAGCUGUAGCUACAAAUGCUGCAACACCAAAGAUAAAUUACGCAAAGUGCCCUUCCGCGAUUCCCCCAGGUGUAGACUGUGGGCGGAUCAACGUCCCUCUUGCAUAUCAAAGCGGGAAUUCUACCUCUGCUAAGGGCAAUGAAACAGUCGAACUUGUCUUCACUCGGUUAAACCACACGGGCAAAGGCGAAAAGCAAGGCGUCCUUUUCUUCAACACUGGUGGUCCCGGAGCAUCUGGUGCGAUCCUCGUCGCUGGAAGUCCCUACGUCCCCGCAAUCGAAUUCUCGUCUGAUCUCCGAGACGCCUAUGAUAUCAUCGGUCUCGACCCCCGCGGUGUAGGCGUCAGCAGCCCUGUCGAGUGUGACCCCAAAGUGUUCAACCAACGCGUCAAGACUUAUGUAACAACCGAUGAGGAAUACGAUGCUCUUUACAACUACAGUCGCAAACUUGGCGAGAGCUGUGCAAAGUUGACCGGCCCCUUGAUCGACCAUCUCGACUCUGUCCACGUUGCAAAAGACCACCAGGUCGUGCUCGAAGCUCUCGGGGAAUCCAAAUUCAAUUACCUUGGUCUUUCUUACGGUACCCUUCUCGGGUAUACGUAUGCAUCCCUGUUUCCCAAGUCUGUCGGCCGAAUGGCUCUCGAUGCUAUCGUGGACCACUCGCAAUCCGAGAUCGGAGCUCUCCUCGCAGAGUCUACAGGCUACGAAUCUACUCUUAACGAGUUCUUCGAUUGGUGUGACAGAAACUCUACCUGUGCUCUUCACGGCAAGAACUCAAGUAAUGUAUGGGACCAGGUGCUCUCGCGCGCAGACUCAAAGCCCAUACCAGCACCAGGCUGCAACGGCACAUGUCGCUCCAAUGUGAACGGCGAAGAGAUCCGUUACAACGCACAAAGCUUCCUGACAUUCCAAUAUCUCACUUUCGGCCCUAACUGGCUCGAUCUUGCAGACGCUCUCCUCCAGGCUAGCAGAGGCAACGCAACAGCUCUAUCCACACCCACCCCUAAUUCCCGGAUUGUCCGAGACCCGAGCGGUUCGCCGUACAAUUAUCUCGCCAUUGGAUGUCAAGACUGGCUUCACAACUCUAAAAACUCCGUUGAUUUACGCCAGAAGCUCAUCAACGCUGUGACGUUUGCACCACGAACGCUUGGUAUGUCGCAGACAUACUAUUACGAAAGCGCGUGUAUAGGAUGGCCUGCGCCGUUGACAAAUCCACAAGGCCCCAUCGCUAGCGGUAUCAAAGAUGCGCCGACAAUUCUUAUUGCGGCUUCUGUCUAUGACCCUGAGACGAGUGUGACAAAUGCAGAGGGACUCAGGGAGCAGUUGACAAGAAGGGUGAGCAUCACAAGGAACGGGCCUGGACAUACGAGUCAUUACCUACAGGGAGAAACAAGCCAGGCAAUGGACCGGUAUCUGGCUACGGGAACACUGCCAAAGGACGGCACUGUAUACAAGAAUUAG